Messenger RNA from Emys orbicularis (European pond turtle), 738 nucleotides. It is a transcript of the gene PRRX1, whose product is annotated as paired related homeobox 1. Bases 1 to 738 code for a protein of 245 amino acids. Lineage: Eukaryota; Metazoa; Chordata; Testudines; Emydidae. The transcript has 4 exons. Gene Ontology annotation, biological process: regulation of transcription by RNA polymerase II. Gene Ontology annotation, molecular function: RNA polymerase II cis-regulatory region sequence-specific DNA binding; DNA-binding transcription factor activity, RNA polymerase II-specific. Gene Ontology annotation, cellular component: nucleus. The record is from RefSeq and is a predicted model, not a curated record.
AUGACUUCCAGCUAUGCCCACAUCAUGGAGAGACAGGCCGUCCUUGCCACCCGCUUGGAGAGCCCCAGCAACCUGGACAACUUACAGGCCAAAAAGAACUUCUCCGUCAGUCACCUGUUGGAUCUGGAGGAAGCCGGAGACAUGGUGGCGGCUCAGGCGGACGAGAGCGUAGGGGAAGCCGGCAGAAGCUUGCUGGAAUCCCCGGGGCUAACGAGCGGCAGCGACACCCCGCAGCAGGACAAUGAUCAGCUGAACUCAGAAGAGAAGAAGAAAAGAAAGCAGAGAAGAAACAGGACCACCUUCAACAGCAGUCAGCUCCAGGCAUUGGAGAGAGUCUUUGAGAGGACACAUUACCCCGAUGCCUUUGUACGAGAAGACCUCGCACGCAGAGUCAACCUCACUGAAGCCAGAGUUCAGGUGUGGUUUCAGAACCGAAGAGCAAAGUUCCGCAGGAACGAGAGAGCUAUGCUGGCCAACAAGAACGCCUCCCUUCUCAAAUCCUAUUCAGGGGACGUGACUGCGGUGGAGCAGCCCAUAGUACCUCGCCCAGCUCCAAGACCCACUGACUAUCUCUCCUGGGGAACAGCCUCGCCUUACAGCGCCAUGGCUACCUAUUCUGCUACGUGUACCAAUGCUAGCCCUGCCCAGGGCAUGAACAUGGCCAACAGCAUUGCCAACCUGAGACUGAAAGCAAAGGAAUAUAGUUUACAGAGGAACCAAGUACCGACAGUCAAUUAA